Messenger RNA from Toxotes jaculatrix (banded archerfish), 13131 nucleotides. Its product is annotated as IgGFc-binding protein-like. Gene Ontology annotation, biological process: cell-matrix adhesion. Bases 80 to 12592 code for a protein of 4170 amino acids. The record is from RefSeq and is a predicted model, not a curated record. Lineage: Eukaryota; Metazoa; Chordata; Actinopteri; Toxotidae. The transcript has 48 exons. Gene Ontology annotation, molecular function: protein binding.
AUCUGCUGUCUCAUAUGAAUGAGGGACAAAAGGACAAAAGCAGCACAUAUGAACAGGUUUGAAUUUUGAGCUUUGAAAAAUGGCAUGUCAAAUCACGUUGCCUGUGCUCCUUUUGGGGAUGAUAAGUACGGUAAAUCCUCAGGUUGCAGGACCCCUCUACCCAAUUUCUGGAACAGAAAGCUCUCGAUCAGACGAUGGAAGUUCACCUCAAAUACCCCUGCAGCGAUAUUUUCCUUACUUCGGACAGUCGUAUAAUCAGAUUUAUGUGAACCACAAUGGACACCUGACAUUUACUUCUCCAUGGAGCCAAUACACACCUCAACAGUUCCCACUGUAUGGAUCCAGAGACGUCAUCGCUCCAUUCUGGACAGACUUGGACAACAGAGCAAAUGGUCAGAUCUUGUACAACCAAUACACCAGCGGCAGUGUCCUCCUACGAGCUACACAGGACAUUAAUGCCUACUUUCCAGGACUAAAUUUUAAUGCCAACUGGGUCUUUGUUGCAACAUGGUACGAGGUGGCCUACUAUCCUACUACUGGAACACGAACAACAGUCCAAGCAGUCUUGAUCUCUGGUGGCCAGUACUCCUUUGUGCUGAUGAACUACGGGAUAAUAGCCGAAACACAACGCAGUGUACAGGCUGGAUAUGACACAAUCCAGUCUUCUCACCAUUUCACCAUCCCUGGCUCAUUCUCUAGUAAUGCAACAGGCAGUAACUCAGUUUUCAGCCUGGGAAGCAAUGUCAAUGUACCCGGUCGGUGGGCUUUCCGGGUAGACCAUGGCUCAAGAGGAUGCACUUUCAAUGGUGAACCCGUGCAGCUGGGUGACUCAUUCUGGAGCGACAGUACCUGUGCAGAGAAGUGCACCUGCACCUCAGCAGGCCUGCAGUGUGUCAGGCAACCCUGCUCCUUUUCCCAAAUCUGCCGGCCGAGUGCCUUUCAGUUCUCCUGUCAGACCGUGCAGAGACGCACCUGCACCAUUAGUGGUGAUCCACAUUACUACACCUUUGAUAACGCAGUGUUUCACUUUCAGGGCACCUGCACUUACGUUCUCUCUGAACAAUGUGGUAGUGGGCUGCCCUACUAUAGAGUAGAGGGAAAGAACGAGCACCGGGGCAGUACUCGAGUCUCUUGGACACGACUGGUCAAAGUGUUUGUCCAUAAUGAAACUAUUGAGCUUGUCAAAGGACGUCGUGGUGAGGCUAAGGUUAAUGGAAACUUUGCAGCCACUCCGUUCUCCCUUAGUAACGGCACCGUCCAGGUUUAUGAGUCAGGAUUUUCUGUGGUCAUCAGUACUGACUUUGGCUUGGAGGUGUCUUAUGACACAAAUCAUCAUGUCAGGAUCAGUGUGCCCUACACUUACCAGAAUGCAACAUGUGGCCUGUGUGGAAACUUCAACAACCACCCUGGGGAUGACUUUAGAACUCGCCAAGGCGAGGUUGUGAGCUCUGACGUGGUUUUUGCCAACAGCUGGCAAGCAUCAGGGGACAAUGAGCCUGGAUGUGGGGUGCGGUGCGGAGGUCUGGCCUGUGCUGCCUGCACUGGGGCUCAGACAGCUUUAUACAGCAAUAAUGACCACUGUGGUAUCCUCCAGAGCACUUCUGGGCCUUUUGCUGUUUGCCAUCAACAACUUCCUCCACAGAGCUUUGUGCAGAGCUGCGUGUAUGAUCUGUGUGUGGGAGGAGGAUACCAGCCCAUUCUGUGUCAAGCCUUGAAUGUUUAUGCAAGUCAGUGUCAACAGAAUGGUAUCCAACUGCCGAGCUGGAGGAGACCAGGCUUCUGUGAAAUCCCCUGCCCAGCCAACAGCCACUUUGAGUCCCAAGGCACAGGAUGUCCAGCUACUUGUGUCAAUCCCAAUUCCACCCACAACUGCCCUCUUCCAGCCCAGGAGAGCUGCAUCUGCAAUUCAGACCAUGUCCUCAGUGGCGGUGUCUGUGUCCCUCAUGCUGAGUGUGGCUGCAGCUUUGAGGGUCGUUACUACCGCUCUGGAGAAACUGUAAUACUAGAUGAUGACUGUGGGAGGCGUUGCAGCUGCAGCUAUGGCUCCAUGACCUGUCGCUCACAUGGUUGUGCUCCAUUUGAAUCAUGCAGAGUGGAGCAGGGAGAAAGAGGAUGCAGACCUAACAGCUAUGCAACAUGCUGGAUUAGAGGUCCAGGGUCAUAUCAUACAUUUGAUGGAGUGACAUUCCAGUAUCCUGGUGCAUGUCGAUUGACUCUUGCCAAAGUGAUGGGGUUGUCUGAUCACCCCCACUUUGUGGUGGCAGCAGAAAAAGUGCCCAGAGGCCAGAACAGUUUUGCCAGGUUGCUAAAGUUUGAGGCAGAGGGAACACAAGUCUCCAUUGAGAUGACAGGAAGCAGCACAGUUCAGGUUGAUGGUCAGCUGAUCAGACUACCUUUCAGCUCAGCCUCCAACCGAAUCCAAAUCUUCCACAGCAGCAUUCGUAGUAUCAUCCUUCGCACCUCCUUUGGUGUGACUGUGCAGGCAGUGUGGCCUCACUAUGUGCGUGUCACUGCACCUGGUAUCUACAAUGGUUCCCUGGGUGGACUCUGCGGUAACUACAAUGGUCACUCACAUGACGACUUCCGCACACCCAAUGGCAUUCUGGUCAAUAGCUCUCAAGCCUUUGGAGACAGCUGGCGUGAUGGCUCCCUCAAUGCACAUUGUGUGGAAAGUGUGAAUAAUAACUCUACAACAAAUUACAACUCUAGUGAGUACUGUGGCAUUCUAAGCUCACCACAUGGGCCGUUCAGCCAGUGCUGGUCUGUGGUGGACCCAUGGCAGCAAGUGGAAGUAUGCGUGGAGACCAUUAGAGCCUCUAGAGAUCCAGCAUCAGCACUGUGUGAGGUCCUACGAGAUUAUGCCCUAAUGUGUCAACAGCAGGGUGUAGCUCUGGGACACUGGAGGAAUGCAACUGGCUGUGAGCAAACCUGCCCUCUGAACAGCCAUUAUGAACCCUGUGGAAGCACUUGUCCCUCCGCCUGCCCCAGCCUCUCUUUCCCUUUCACCUGUGACACUGUGUGCCAGGAGGGUUGCCAGUGUAAUGAUGGUUUUGUCCUCAAUGGCAACCAGUGUGUGCCACCAACAUCCUGCGGAUGCCAUCAUCAAGGACGCUAUCGGCAAAGUGGUGAACAGUUCUGGGAUGGUGAAGAAUGUCAGAGCUUGUGUACCUGCAAUGGCACAACUGGGAUAGUCCAGUGUACUCCUUACUCCUGUGGUCCCCAGGAGUCUUGCCGUGUGGUGGGGGGUGAGUUUGGCUGCCAUCCCAACCCCCAUGGCACCUGCUCUGCCUCUGGAGACCCCCACUACCUCACAUUCGAUUCUAAGGCCUAUGACUUCCAGGGAACCUGCCGCUAUGUUCUGGCAACCCUUUGUAAUGACACUGAUGGGCUCCACCAAUUUUCAGUGGAAGCCAAGAAUGAGCCGUGGAAUGGGUUGCCAGUUUCAAUCACAGCUGAAGUUUUUGUCAAUGUGUGGGGCUACCGAGUGCGUCUGUCCAGGGACAGCAGAGGCGUGGCAGAGGUAAAUGGAGUAACUAAAAAUUUACCAGUUCUCCUGAAUGGAAGUGUGUCUGUCUUUGCAAGUGGAUCUCGCACAUUUAUCAGUGCUGAGUUUGGCCUCAUUGUCACGUACGAUGGUUGGAGCACAGUAUCCAUCUCUGUGCCAUCAAACUACAGAGGACAGACAUGUGGACUUUGUGGAAACUUCAAUGGAAAUCAAGGUGAUGACUUCCGCACCCCAUCUGGAACGAUAGUCACCUCUCCAGAUGAGUUUGGGACAGCUUGGACGGUGGCAGGCAACUACACCUGCAGUGAGGGGUGUGGUUCCUCCUGCCCUAGAUGUACCAAUGAGCAACCUGCUAGAGCUCAGUGUGAGGUGAUCCGAGCAACUGACGGCCCUUUGAGCUUCUGCCAUGAGCAGGUGGACCCUACACCAUAUUUCAAUGACUGCGUGUUUGACGUUUGUGUGUCGAGACAUGCGGGCCAAGAUCUUCUGUGCCGGGCCAUUCAAGCGUACGUGAGUGCCUGUCAGUCUGCUAAUGUUCGAAUCUACCCCUGGAGACAGAACACCACCUGCAGAAUUGACUGUCCAGCCAACAGCCAUUAUGAGCUGUGUGGUACCGACUGUGGCCACACCUGUGCCAGCAGCACUGAUGCCACCUGUGAGCAGGUUUGCUCUGAGGGAUGUUUCUGUGAUGAUGGUUUCCUCAGGAGCGGGACGAGGUGUGUUCCUGUGGAGAGCUGUGGCUGCCAAUAUGAUGGCUUCUACUAUAAUGCUGGUGAGUCCUUCUGGACAGAGAGCUGUUCCCAGCGAUGUGAAUGUCAUGCUCCCAACGACCUGCGCUGCUCUGCUGCAUCUUGCACUCCUGCACAGGAGUGCACCAUCAGAAAUGGCCAGCUGGGCUGUUUUGACGCAAUGUCUACUUGCACUGUGUGGGGGGACCCACACUACAUCUCCUUUGAUGGGGCACUGGCUCAUUUCCAGGGCACGUGCUCUUACAUCAUCACUGAGAGCUUGAGCCACAGCUCCAAUGAAACUGAGUUUCAUGUAGCAGCCACCAAUAAUCACCGUGGCAACAACCGCGUGUCCUUUGUAUCAUCAGUGGAUAUUUACCUCUCAAAUCAACAAGAGAAUGUGUACAUAAGAAUUGGACCAAACAGAAGAGUAAAGGUAAAUGGAGGUGAGGUAUCGCUUCCCACCACUGCAGCCACCUUCGCUCAGGUUAUAAGGCAGGGAAGCUACAUAGUGGUCGAUGCCGUUGACCUGAUUGUGCAGUUUGAUGGCCAGAGUACCUUACUGGUCAGAGUCGGACAAAAUCGUCAAAACAGAGUGACUGGGAUGUGUGGAAACUUCAACAAUGAUCCCGCAGAUGACAAAGUCUCACCCAAUGGCACACUGGCACAAAAUGACAAUGAAUUUGGACACAGCUGGAAGGCACCCACAAGCCAACCAGGAUGUGGUUCCACUGAUGUAAGGAGUGGUGACGGACUGAACGACUGUACCUUCAGAGCAGAAUACUCUGAGCUCUGUAGCGUUAUCACCAACACCAGCGGCCCAUUCAGCGCCUGUCACCUGCACUCUGACCCCCAGCCAUUUUUCAGUUCCUGUGUGUACGAUCUCUGCCUCUACACUCCAGCCAAUGGCAUGCUGUGUUCUGCCAUCUCAGCCUAUGAGAGAACCUGCUCGGUUUUGGGGUUGAACAUCCCAGACUGGCGCUCACCUUUGCAUUGUGCUGAGUCCGACCCCUGUGAGGAGCUGAACUGCACGGACUAUGAGUGGUGUGGUGCGAAGGACGGUGUGUAUGGCUGCUUCUGUGAUGAGCACCACCAUCGGCCCAACAACGAGAGCUAUGACUCAUCCAUCACUUGCGUCAGUAGCUCAGGCACCAUGUCUGUGUCCCGCUGCCAGCUGUUUGAGGCUGGCUUCCACUCUGAAGCCCUCCACCUCCAAGACGAGUCCUGCCAAGGGACUCUCCAGGACGGACGACUGGUCUUCCACUUCAAUAAUGACGAGCAGCUGUGCGGGACAGUUCUCAGGAGCAAUGGAACCCAUUUCAUCUAUGAGAACAUCAUCCAGGGUGAUGUGGACCCUCAUGACGGUCUAAUCAGCCGCCAAAGGAACAUCCACCUGCGUUUCUGCUGUGAAUACCCUCUGUCUCAGGCCCUGUCUAUGGCUGUGGGCAUCAACCCUGUAGAGAGCAUUGUGAGGAAGAAGCUUCCAUCUGGCCACGGACAGUAUCAUAUGAGAAUGAUUCCCUUCGCGGACGCUGGCUUCCGCUUCCCCCUGACCAGUGACAGGAACAUAGAACUGGAAAUAGACCAGAGGUUGUAUGUUGAGGUGCGGACAGAGGGAGUUGACGAACGGCAGAUCUCCACCAUUCUGGACUCGUGUUGGGCAACGCCAGUCAACUUAGCCAGCUACCCUGUCCGCUGGGAUCUCAUUAGUGCAGAGUGUCCUAAUCCAGCAGAUGGCACAGUAGAGCUGGUUCAGAAUGGCGUCUCCACUGUGGCCAGAUUCUCCUUCAGGAUGUUCACCUUUACCAACUUCUCAUCCAUCUACCUGCACUGCCAGGUCCACCUGUGUCUUUUGAGAAACAACAACUGCACAGCUCACUGCUACCCGGGUUACCACAGGCGAGUCGAGAGGGACGUAUCCUACCAUGACACUGCAUCCAUCUCACUGGGACCACUAGUCCUGAUGCCAAAUAGUGGUGACAUCAGGGUGAAAGCAAGCAGUGCUCCAUGCCAGAUGACUUCACUGGUGACCCUGCUAAUCAGUUUGCUGGCUGCCAAAACUCUGGUCUUUUUGGUUAAUUUUAGUUCUACCUAUCUAAUCAUCCUGAGUUGUUGCAUUGUUUCAGAAAAUUGUACAUUUUCUGUUCUUCUAUUUUACUUAUCUGUCUUCUUUGUUUCAUUCACAGGUGUGGUGACCCCUCAGGUUGUGAGACCCCUCUACCCAAUAUCUGGAACCACAAGCUCUGCAACAGAUGACGGAAGCUCUCCACGGAUCACCCUGCAGCGGCCUUUCGUGUAUUUUGGACGGACAUAUAACAACAUUUAUGUUAACCAUAAUGGACACUUGACAUUUAACAAUCCACUGAGUGCACACACACCUAGUAGGUUCCCACUACAUGGAUCCAGAGACAUCAUCGCUCCAUUCUGGACAGAUUUGGACAACAGAGCAAAUGGUCAGAUCUUGUACAACCAGUACACCAGCGGCAGUGUCCUCCAACAAGCUACACAGGACAUUAAUGCCUAUUUCCCAAGCAUAAACUUUAAUGCCAACUGGGUCUUUGUUGCAACAUGGUACGAGGUGGCCUACUUUCCAAAUUCAGGAACACGCACAACUGUCCAAGGCGUGUUGAUCUCUGGAGGCCAGUACUCAUUUGUGCUGAUGAACUAUGGGAUAAUAGCCUCAACUACUCUGAAUGUGCAGGCUGGUUAUGAUACAAUUAACUCCCCUCACCAUUUCUCCAUCCCUGGAUCAUUCACUACCAGUGCAACAGGCAGUAACUCAGUUUUCCGCCUGAACAGCAAUGUCAAUGUACCGGGUCGCUGGGCUUUCCGGGUAGACGAUGGCUCAAGAGGCUGCACUUUUAACGGUGACCCCGUGCAGCUGGGUGACUCAUUCUGGAGCGACAGUACCUGUGCAGAGAAGUGCACCUGCACCUCAGCAGGCCUGCAGUGUGUCAGGCAACCCUGCUCUUUUUCCCAAAUCUGCCAACCGAGUGCCUUUCAGUUCUCCUGUCAGACCGUGCAGAGAGGCACCUGCACCAUAAGUGGUGAUCCACAUUACUACACCUUUGAUGACGCAGUGUUUCACUUUCAGGGCACCUGCACUUACGUUCUCUCAGAACAAUGUGAUGGUGGGCUGCCCUACUAUAGAGUAGAGGGAAAGAACGAGCACCGGGGCAGUACUCGAGUCUCUUGGACACGACUGGUCAAAGUGUUUGUCCAUAAUGAAACUAUUGAGCUUGUCAAGGGACAUCAUGGUAAAGCCAAGGUUAAUGGAAACUUUGCAACCACUCCGUUCUCCCUUAGUAACGGCACCGUCCAGGUUUAUGAGUCAGGAUUUUCUGUGGUCAUCAGUACUGACUUUGGCUUGGAGGUGUCUUAUGACACAGAUCAUUACGUCAGGAUCAGUGUGCCCUACACUUACCAGAAUGCAACAUGUGGCCUGUGUGGAGACUUCAACAAUAAUCCUCGGGAUGACUUUAGAACUCGCCAAGGCGAGGUUGUGAGCUCUGACGUGGUUUUUGCCAACAGCUGGCAAGCAUCAGGGGACGAUGAGCCUGGAUGUGAGGCGCAGUGCGGAGGUCUGGACUGUGCUGCCUGCACCGAGGCUCAGACAGCUUUAUACAGCAAUAAUGACCACUGUGGUAUCCUCCAGAGCACUUCUGGGCCUUUUGCUGUUUGCCAUCAACAACUUCCUCCACAGAGCUUUGUGCAGAGCUGCGUGUAUGAUCUGUGUGUGGGAGGAGGAUACCAGCCCAUUCUGUGUCAAGCCUUGAAUGUUUAUGCAAGUCAGUGUCAACAGAAUGGUAUCCAACUGCCGAGCUGGAGGAGACCAGGCUUCUGUGAAAUCCCCUGCCCAGCCAACAGCCACUUUGAGUCCCAAGGCACAGGAUGUCCAGCUACUUGUGUCAAUCCCAAUUCCACCCACAACUGCCCUCUUCCAGCCCAGGAGAGCUGCAUCUGCAAUUCAGGCUACAUCCUCAGUGGCGGUGUCUGUGUCCCUCAUGCUGAGUGUGGCUGCAGCUUUGAGGGUCGUUACUACCGCUCUGGAGAAACUGUAAUACUAGAUGAUGACUGUGGGAGGCGUUGCAGCUGCAGCUAUGGCUCCAUGACCUGUCGCUCACAUGGUUGUACUCCAUUUGAAUCAUGCAGAGUGGAGCAGGGAGAAAGAGGAUGCAGACCUAACAGCUAUUCAACAUGCUGGAUUAGAGGUCCAGGGUCAUAUCAUACAUUUGAUGGAGUGACAUUCCAGUAUCCUGGUGCAUGUCGAUUGACUCUUGCCAAAGUGAUGGGGUUGUCUGAUCACCCCCACUUUGUGGUGACAGCAGAAAAAGUGCCCAGAGGCCAGAACGGUUUUGCCAGGUUGCUAAAGUUUGAGGCAGAGGGAACACAAGUCUCCAUUGAGAUGGCGAGUAGCAGCACAGUUCAGGUUGAUGGUCAGCUGAUCAGACUACCUUUCAGCUCAGCCUCCAACCGAAUCCAAAUCUUCCACAGCAGCAUUCGUAGUAUCAUCCUUCGCACCUCCUUUGGUGUGACUGUGCAGGCAGUGUGGCCUCACUAUGUGCGUGUCACUGCACCUGGUAUCUACAAUGGUUCCCUGGGUGGACUCUGCGGUAACUACAAUGGUCACUCACAUGACGACUUCCGCACACCCAAUGGCAUUCUGGUCAAUAGCUCUCAAGCCUUUGGAGACAGCUGGCGUGAUGGCUCCCUCGCUGCACACUGUGUGGAAAGUGUGAAUAAUAAUUCUACAACAAAUUACAACUCUAGUGAGUACUGUGGCAUUCUAAGCUCACCACAUGGGCCGUUCAGCCAGUGCUGGUCUGUGGUGGACCCAUGGCAGCAAGUGGAAGUAUGCGUGGAGACCAUUAGAGCCUCUAGAGAUCCAGCAUCAGCACUGUGUGAGGUCCUACGAGAUUAUGCCCUAAUGUGUCAACAGCAGGGUGUAGCCCUGGGACCCUGGAGGAAUGCAACUGGCUGUGAGCAAACCUGCCCUCUGAACAGCCAUUAUGAACCCUGUGGAAGCACUUGUCCCUCCGCCUGCCCCAGCCUCUCUUUCCCUUUCACGUGUGACACUGUGUGCCAGGAGGGUUGCCAGUGUAAUGAUGGUUUUGUCCUCAAUGGCAACCAGUGUGUGCCACCAACAUCCUGCGGAUGCCAUCAUCAAGGACGCUAUCGGCAAAGUGGUGAACAGUUCUGGGAUGGUGAAGAAUGUCAGAGCUUGUGUACCUGCAAUGGCACAACUGGGAUUGUCCACUGUAUUCCCAACUCCUGUGGUCCCCAGGAGUCUUGCCGUGUAAUGGGGGGUGAGUUUGGCUGCCAUCCCAACCCUCAUGGCACCUGCUCUGCCUCUGGAGACCCCCACUACCUCACAUUCGAUUCCAAGGCCUAUGACUUCCAGGGGACCUGCCGCUAUGUUCUGGCGACCCUUUGUAAUGACACUAAUGGGCUCCACCAAUUUUCAGUGGAAGCCAAGAAUGAGCCGUGGAAUGGGUUGCCAGUUUCAAUCACAGCUGAAGUUUUUGUCAAUGUGUGGGGCUACCGAGUGCAUAUUUCCAGGGAAAGAAGAGGUGUUGUUCAAGUCAAUGGGGUAACCAGAAAUUUACCUAUUCUCUUGAAUGGAAGUCACUUGUCUAUCUAUGCAAGUGGAUCCCGUGUAUUUGUCAGUGCUGAUUUUGGCUUGAGUGUCACCUAUGAUGGACAUAGUACAGUGUUUAUCUCCGUACCUGCAAAUUACAGUGGAAAAACAUGUGGACUUUGUGGAAACUUCAACGGAAACCCAAAUGAUGAGUUCCGCACCCCAUCUGGAACGAUAGUCACCUCUCCAGAUGAGUUUGGGACAGCUUGGAAGGUGGCAGGCAACUACACCUGCAGUGAUGGGUGUGGUUCCUCCUGCCCACAAUGUACCAAUGAGCAACCUGCUAGAGCUCAGUGUGAGGUGAUCCGAGCAACUGACGGCCCUUUGAGCUUCUGCCAUGAGCAGGUGGACCCUACACCAUAUUUCAAUGACUGCGUGUUUGACGUUUGCGUGUCGGGAAAUGCGGGCCAAGAUCUUCUGUGCCGGGCCAUUGAAGCGUACGUGAGUGCCUGUCAGUCUGCUAAUGUUCGAAUCUACCCCUGGAGACAGAACACCACCUGCAGAAUUGACUGUCCAGCCAACAGCCAUUAUGAGCUGUGUGGUACCGACUGUGGCCACACCUGUGCCAGCAGCACUGAUGCCACCUGUGAGCAGGUUUGCUCUGAGGGAUGUUUCUGUGAUGAGGGUUUCCUCAGGAGCGGGACGAGGUGUGUUCCUGUGGAGAGCUGUGGCUGCCAAUAUGAUGGCUUCUACUAUAAUGCUGGUGAGUCCUUCUGGACAGAGAGCUGUUCCCAGCGAUGUGAAUGUCAUGCUCCCAACGACCUGCGCUGCUCUGCUGCAUCUUGCACUCCUGCACAGGAGUGCACCAUCAGAAAUGGCCAGCUGGGCUGUUUUGACGCAAUGUCUACUUGCACUGUGUGGGGGGACCCACACUACAUCUCCUUUGAUGGGGCACUGGCUCAUUUCCAGGGCACGUGCUCUUACAUCAUCACUGAGAGCUUGAGCCACAGCGCCAAUGAAACUGAGUUUCAGGUAGUGGCCACCAAUAAUCACCGUGGCAACAACCACGUGUCCUUUGUAUCAUCAGUGGAUAUUUACCUCUCAAAUCAACAAGAGAAUGUGUACAUAAGAAUUGGACCAAAUAGAAGAGUAAAGGUAAACGGAAUUGAGGUGUCCGUUCCGACUAACACAGGAACUUUAGCUCAGGUUAUAAGGCAGGGAAGCUACAUAGCGGUCGAUGCCGUUGACCUGAUUGUGCAGUUUGAUGGCCAGAGUACCUUACUGGUCAGAGUCGGCCAACACCGUCAAAACAGAGUCACUGGGAUGUGUGGAAACUUCAACAAUGAUCCCGCAGAUGACAAAGUCUCGCCCAAUGGCACACUGGCACAAAAUGACAAUGAAUUUGGACACAGCUGGAAGGCACCCACAAGCCAACCAGGAUGUGGUUCCACAGAUGAUGAAAAUGGUGACGGACUGAACGACUGUACCUUCAGAGCAGAAUACUCUGAGCUCUGUAGCGUUAUCACCAACACCAGCGGCCCAUUCAGCGCCUGUCACCUGCACUCUGACCCCCAGCCAUUUUUCAGUUCCUGUGUGUACGAUCUCUGCCUCUACACUCCAGCCAAUGGCAUGCUGUGUUCUGCCAUCUCAGCCUAUGAGAGAACCUGCUCGGUUUUGGGGUUGAACAUCCCAGACUGGCGCUCACCUUUGCAGUGUGCAGAGUCCAACCCUUGUGAAGAACUGGACUGCUCAGACUAUGAGUGGUGUGGCGAGAAGGACGGUGUUUACGGCUGCCUCUGUGAUGAACAUCACCAUCAGCCCAACAAUGAGAGCUAUGACUCAUCCAUCACUUGUGUCAGUAGCUCAGGCACCAUGUCCCUGUCCCGCUGCCAGCUGUUUGAAGCUGGCUUCCAUCCUGGUGCUCUACACCUGCGUGAAGACUCAUGCAAUGGUACUGUCCAGGACGGACGACUGGUGUUCCACUUUAACAAUGACGACCAGCUGUGUGGGACAGUUCUCAGGAGCAAUGGGACCCAUUUCAUCUAUGAGAAUACCAUCCAGGGCAAUGUGGACCCUCAUGAGGGCCUCAUUAGCCGAGAGAAGAGCAUUCACUUGCACUUCUCCUGUGAAUACCCUCUGGCCCAGGCCCUGUCUAUGGAUGUGGGAAUCAACCCUGUGGAGAGCAUUGUGAACAAGAGGCUUCCAUCUGGCGAAGGUCGCUAUCAUUUGAGGAUGAUCCCCUAUGAGGACUCUGGCUUCCACUCCCCCCUGACCAGAAACAGAAACCUAGAAAUGGAAAUAGACCAGACGUUAUACAUCGAGGUGCAGACAGAGGGAGUCGAUGAACGGCAGAUCUCCACCAUUUUGGACUCUUGCUGGGCGACGCCUUUCAAUGACGCUAGCUACCCUGUCCGCUGGGAUCUCAUCAGUGCAGAGUGUCCUAAUCCAGCAGAUGGCACAGUAGAGCUGGUUCAGAAUGGCGUCUCCACUGUGGCCAGAUUCUCCUUCAGGAUGUUCACCUUUACCAACUUCUCAUCCAUCUACCUGCACUGCCAGGUCCACCUGUGUCUUUUGAGGCACAACAACUGCACAUCUCAUUGCUACCCUGGUUAUCAUACCAGAGUGGCGAGGGACAUUUCUUACCAUGACACUGCAGCCAUCUCAGUAGGACCACUUGUCCUGAAACCAGAUGAAAGGAUGAUACAGAGCAGCGCUUUAGGCCAGCUGACCUCUGUGGUGACCCUGCUAGUCAGUUUGCUGACUGCCAGAGCUCUGACCUAGAAAAAUCAGCGAUAGGCACACACACAAUAAAAAAUAUAUAAAUGAACACAUAUUACACCACAGUAGCUUAAUAACUGUUCACUGAUUUAAGAUUUUUCUCCAUUGGGCUCUUCUUUAAAAUUAUAGGGAUAUUCCUUAUGUGAUAUACAUGGUAGAAGCAGUGGUGGUGCAUACCUGAAAAAAAUUGUACUGUUUAGAAAUACAUCCCCUACAUUUCUCCUGAAUUGUGUUCCCCUCUAAGAAACCUUGUUUAAAGUUGUGGUGUUUUUUUCUUUCCAACACUAGAGGGCAGCAUAAGAUCAAAUACACGUUACACACAAUGUCUGCUCAACACCUUUUUUAUUCAAUAUAAUGUUGUAUCAGUUGUAUCAUCAAUUGAGUUUUUGCAAUGACAUUGAUUAAUAAUGAAGAGGAAAAUUAUAAAUUAGGUCAUUUAUGUGUGAAAUAGGAUUCUUGUUGUAUAUAUAUGUUCAACUGAAAAUAUUACCUUGGCUGUUGAUUACUUGAGGACUCCAGAAACAUUUUUGUGUUUUUACUUU